Fonsecaea erecta is the source of this 1242-nucleotide messenger RNA. RefSeq lists its product as hypothetical. The record is from RefSeq and is a predicted model, not a curated record. Gene Ontology annotation, cellular component: mitochondrion. Bases 1 to 1242 code for a protein of 413 amino acids. Gene Ontology annotation, molecular function: alcohol dehydrogenase (NAD+) activity; metal ion binding. Lineage: Eukaryota; Fungi; Ascomycota; Eurotiomycetes; Chaetothyriales; Herpotrichiellaceae. The transcript has a single exon.
AUGACAUUCUCCUACGGCAUUGACCACCUGGAGCCCGCCUUCGACGACCGUGACAUCCCCUACAUCACCUGGGGUCUGCGCUUCGACGAGGCCUGUGUCUACCACAUCGCCAACACGCUCAAAGCCAGCAGGGUCUACAUUAUCGCCUCGAAUUCUCUCUCGAAGAACACCGAUGCGCUGAAACGGCUCCAAGCCGCCCUGGGCGACAGAGUCGUGGGCGUGCGGAUCGGAAUGACCCCACACACGCACUGGAACGAGGUCCUCGAGAUCGCGCAGGACGCCGCGCCCCAGAACCCCGACUGCAUCGUGACCCUGGGCGCCGGCUCUCUCACCGACGCGGCCAAGGUGAUCGCGUGGAUGCUCGCCAAUGACAUCACCACGUCCGACGGGCUGGAGCAGUUACUGGCCGAAGGCAAGAAGACGUUCAAGGACCCCGUCAUCCGCCACGUCGCCAUCCCCACGAGCCUGUCCGGCGGGGAGUACCAGUCGAUAGCAGGCGUGACGAGAGACGACGGCAGCCACCAGAAAUGCCUCUUCGAGCCGCCCACCCGGAACCCAAGCAUCGUGGUGCUCGAUCCGGAGCUCACCACGACCACCCCGGAGCGGAUCUGGCUGAGCACGGGGGUCAGGGCGGUGGACCACUGCGUCGAGACGCUGUGCAGUCUCCUGUCGAAUGAGAAGGGCGAUGCCGAGGCCGAAAAGGGUCUGCUGAGACUGGUCCCGGCCUUGAUCCGGACGCACAAGGAUCCCGGCGAUCUGGACGCCCGGUUCGAGACCAUGCGGGGCGUCAUCCAAGCCAUGAGCGCCGUCGGGAGUGGUGUGCCCCUGGGUGCGAGCCACGCGAUCGGACACCAACUGGGACCUCUGGGCGUCGGCCACGGCGAGACCAGCUGCAUCAUGCUGCCGGCGGUGUGCAAGUGGAACGAGAAGGUGGGCGCCAACGUCGACAGACAAGCCUAUUGCAAACAGGUCCUACUCCGCUCGCCCAUCGUGAAGGAGCUGUUAGAAGCCAAGUACGGGUCAGGACCGCAGAGCCUCGAGAAAGCCGAUCUGGGGGACACCCUGGAUCUGAUCUUCCGCGAGAUCGGCAUGCCGCGCACGCUGAAGGAGGUGGGCGUGGGACGGGACAAGCUGGACGGGUUGGCCAAGAACAGUCUCAAGGACCACUGGAUCCAGACGAACGCGAAGCCGAUCACGGAGAAAGAACAGGUCCUGGAGAUCUUGGAGAUGGUGGUCGAAUGA